UGCGAAAAGUAGCUGAUCCUAAGACUAGCCAGAAAUAGCUAGAUCGGGAACACACAUUUUAAAUAUCUGAGCAUGUCAAGCAGAUUUUCAAUACCUAAGCUCGUGUUCACACAUAUGAAAUAUAUUCAAAAACAUACAAAAGUAGUUUCAAAAUAAAAGCUAUUUAAAUAAUAGCCAACGAGUAAAGAGCUAGAAAACUCAACGCAUGGUUGUACUGUGCGAUAACGCCACUCGAACAAUCGUUAUCGAAGCCUUUGCCUGCACACGCAUUUCAAAAAUUUGUAUAAACGAACACAAAGUUCAUUUAAUAGAGGAAAAUGGAAGUGUUUACCUUUGAAAAAUCGUAUUUGGAGCGCCUAAAAGAAGCGGAGGCGGUACUUUCGUGGGAAGGAGCCGUGAUGCCCGCAUCCCAGGUUCGAUCCGAGUGGAAAUCCUACGUAGAAUUAAAAAUUGAGCCUGCAGGAUGGCAGGCGUUUUGGAAAAUACCGCGCGUUAUUUGCGAGGAUCUGAAACUUCGCUAUCCUACCAUUGUUUAUGGCUACGUGGAGCAGGUGAUCUUCGACGAGCUAAAGGCGGUAUUUGUGGUGACCGCCGUGCAGGAUAACGAUGUCCACCUUCCGGAGAGUAAUGAGGUGUCACUGGUGGAGCUGUGGCCCACUGUGCAGCAGGAGAACACAGCUCUGAAUGCGGAUACCACCGCGGAAUGCAUCGAUCGGUUGCGGUUCUUCUACACGCAUGUGUGGAUGCCUUGGGACAAGGACUACGACGAUGAUCGCGACUGGGUGCAACAGCAUCUGCAGGCUCGUAUCCAACUAGUUUGCGAUCUCAGCAAGAACAGACUACCUCGCCCACUGGCAUUGCACAUGCGCACCCUGCUCACCGAAGCCAAAUACAUUCAGCAGCGUUUGGACUAUCUAGAAUUGGACCUCAGUGAUGUCGAGAGCGACGACGAGGCUGUGGAGCUCAAUGACAACGCAGCAGAGCCCGCUAAAAAACAAUCUAGGACGGGCAGUGCCAAUGGCAGUCUCAAUGUUUCCAGUCUGCCGGUAACCGAUCUUAUGUGCUUGCACCUGCGCAUGGCCAUCAUAAGGAGCGAGUUCGAAAUCCUCGAAAAUCCUGAAAUGAGGCGAGCCUACAGUGAACUGCAGUCAAACAGCCUCAAGCGACUUCGCUGCUCAUCAGGGAGAGCCAGACAAUCGGAGGAUUUCUUGGUAGAGCGGAAUCCCAUAAGCCAUGUGGUAACCUUACCGGGGAAACUGCAGCAGCAGCUGGAACUGCUGAAGCUGGCCCAGACACUGGUCAAGCCGGAAUCGCAAGUGCAGCUGUCCAAUACGCUGCAGGAUGUCCUGAGCAUCUGCCAGAGCAACGAUGAUAUUCUGCUUUCGCCUGGCGAGCAUACAAUCAAAUUCUUGGAGCACCUCAACGAUAAUGGUAGCCUGAGGGGGCUCACACAGCCAAAAGCCAUACUAACUCCUGCUGCAGAUCUUUCCCUGCUGCCUGUGGUGUGCUCAAGUGAUGAGGACAGCACCCUGCUGGUCAUUGAUGGCGACUAUACCUUGUCCGAAUUGGUAUUGGAUUGCCGCCAUGUCCGGAGAGGAAUCCUGCUGCGCAACGGCACUUUGACUAUGCAAGGGUGUCGCAUGCUGGGCGAUGGGACCUCCAGCACCCAGGAGGGUAUUGUCUGCAUGCCAGGCGCUAGCGUGGAACUCAAAAGUUGCCUAAUUGAAAACUUUGCUGUGGGUGUAUCGAUGCGACCGAAAUCUAGCGCUGAGUUGGGAAACGUCCAGUUUAUGACCUGCAAGACUGGACUGGAGUUGCUUGAGAAAACCACUUCGGUUAAUCUGCAGGGUAGCAAGUGCAGUUUUGAAAACUGUGCUUUAGGAAUCCUGGCAGAUGGCUUCGUUUUGGGAGAGCAGAAAAUGGAAAAGCCACUGGUUUUACACAAAUUCAGCGAACUUCAACGGUACAACGAGGACAACUUGCUAGGUAAUUGCAGCUUUUACAACUGCGGGAAAAAUGUGCAGGUUUUCCCCGAAUCCGGUCAGCUGCUGGCUCAGCGAUCGCAGCACCAACUCCUUGAUGACGAACUCGGGGGGGAGAACAAGGAGAACAUUCAAAUGGUCUAGGGGUACAUUAUGUACAUAAGCAUUUAAAUCAGUUAACCCGAAACAGCAAUUACUUGAUUAAUAAAUUUAAACUUAGCGGUAACCGAGCCUAUUGAUAUUUGUCAAUAAAAAAUAAUGGAAAACUC
Molecule: messenger RNA, 2251 nt
Organism: Drosophila erecta
Lineage: Eukaryota; Metazoa; Arthropoda; Insecta; Diptera; Drosophilidae
Gene: nesd
Product: protein nessun dorma
Exons: 3
Coding region: 318-2126 (602 amino acids)
Biological process (GO): male meiosis cytokinesis; spermatogenesis
Source: RefSeq, a predicted model, not a curated record